GCCGUCGUAUGGAAAUAGGUUCUUUCUUUCUCCUAACGGCCAAUCUUUCAUCUUCUAUCUCUAACCUCACUUGCUACAACAUCUUCAAUGGAAGCGAGAAUCAUCCUCCAAAUUCAAAUCCCUUGGAACCCUAAUCCCAAAUUUUCUCGUACUCCUUUAGAUUUCCCGCGCUUUAUCAGAGCUUCUUCUUCUUCAACCUCACAGAAGCCGAGAAGUUACAGAGGUCCGAAACCGAGCAAGAAUUUGGUAGCUGAUUUCAUUUCCAAAAACGAUGACUUGGUUCGGAGCUUACCGAUCUACGUCGGAGGCGCUUCUCUUUUAGCUGUUCUCUUCAAUCGGACUGUUUCCGGUAUCGCUCCUGUUGCCGAUGCUAGCAGCUCUCAGUCUAGAGCAGAUCUAUUGGCGCUUGGCUUGGCUGUCACCAAUUUAUUGACUGGUUUAGUCUGGUUAUCGAUUCGACCUAAGUCCAUAACACCUGUACAACCUGACGGUGUGGAGUGGAAAGUUGUAGAAUCCGGUCUUCCUGCAUCGGUAGUUUCCGAAUUGUUAUGGGCUUGGGAAUCUUUUAAGGUAGCAACAUGUUGUAAGUCUCUAGUUAUUGUCUACAAUGGAAUUUGCCUUAUUCAAAUUGGGAUGGUUGCUGAAUCUCCUGAAGAUAAGAAAGCAGUUGUAGUAAACACCGAUAAGCUGAUGCAAGGAUCGGUUUACCGAGGUGUAAUGAAAUCUAAAGCACAGAGUUACUUGGCCAAUCUUUCUCUUUAUCCUGGGAGAUCAGAGCUACCAUUUCUACCUGCAAAUACACAGGCAGUGAUUUUGCAGCCGCUUGGAGAUAAAGGAAUCGCAGUCAUUGGUGGAAAUACGAUUAGAGGCUUCACGUCGUCAGACCAGGCUUGGAUUUCUUCAAUUGGGGAGAAGCUAGAUGCGACAUUGGGGAGAUAUUUUAUUGAUUCUGAUGAGAUUUCCAGAGUAACAGUUUGAAAGCAACUAGACCAGAAAACACAAAAAGGAUAUAAUUAUCUUGCGAAAACACAUUACAUGCAUCGAUCACUAAAGGUAACUGUUCAUUGUGUGAUCAUGUGGGUACAUAAAGUCGAAAUGAAUUC
Molecule: messenger RNA, 1103 nt
Organism: Arabidopsis arenosa
Lineage: Eukaryota; Viridiplantae; Streptophyta; Magnoliopsida; Brassicales; Brassicaceae
Source: the annotation of a GenBank genome assembly